Molecule: messenger RNA, 1548 nt
Organism: Penicillium roqueforti
Lineage: Eukaryota; Fungi; Ascomycota; Eurotiomycetes; Eurotiales; Aspergillaceae
Product: purine-cytosine permease family protein
Exons: 4
Coding region: 1-1548 (515 amino acids)
Biological process (GO): transmembrane transport
Cellular component (GO): plasma membrane; fungal-type vacuole membrane
Molecular function (GO): transmembrane transporter activity
Source: RefSeq, a predicted model, not a curated record
AUGAAGCUCGAAGAUAUCGAAAAAGCCGACAGCUCGAGUACUCUCGAGUGUCCGAGCCAGUCUUACCUCGACAAAACCGCCUCGAAUAGCUUCUCUAAUGACUCCGUCGAAAAGCCUGACCUCGUGCCGCAAUCAAGAUGGCAACGAUGGAUUGCAAGCUUGAAAAAUGUGGAGAGCAGCGGAAUCGAGCCCGUUCCUAUCAACAAACGAGAGCCAAUAACGCCUUCAACCAUACUUCAUAUGCUGUUAAUGUGGUUUAGCAUGACAUUGGCUACAAAUAAUAUCAUUGUUGGAUCAAUGGGUACGCUCGUCUUAGGCCUCAGCUACAGGGAUGCGGCCCUCUGUGCUGUAUUUGGAUGUUUAGCCGGCAAUUUCACGGUUGGCUUUAUAAGUAUAUGGGGACCGAAGAGCGGAAACAGGACUUUGAUCGUGGCCCGAUAUUUCAUGGGUUAUUACCCCAGCAAAGUUUGCAUUAUCCUAAACCUCUUCACCAAUAUCGGGUACAGUAUGGUAAACAGCGUCGUCGGUGGCCAGAUUUUGUCCGUGGUCUCUGGUGGGCAUCUUUCCGUGAUAGUGGGCAUUAUCAUCAUCGCCGUUUCCAGCUGGGUUAUGGCUCUGUUUGGGAUGAAAAUCUUCCAAUUAUAUGAGCGAGUUGCCUGGUUGCCACAGCUGCUGGUGAUAUGCGUGAUGGUGGGCUCAGCAGGGCCAAAUUUCGACUUCAACAUCCAGACACCAAUGUCGACAGAGCAACUAAUGGCCAAAAGACUUACCUUCUUCUCCCUGGCCUUGUCCAUUCCUCUCGCCUGGGCCCCGCUCGCCGCCGAUUACUAUGUCUAUCUCCCGCCGCAGAUGAAGAGCUCCCGGAUAUUCCUAGCCACAGUCUUCGCCGCCACUAGUGCCAUGUCGAUUGUUUUCCUCAUGGGCAUCGGACUCGGAACCGUUAUCGCCAGCUCGGCACAUCUUGCGGCCAAGUACGGCAGCAGUCCCGGAGGCGUGCUGAUGACAGCAUACGACGGUCUCGGGGGGUUCGGGAAAUUCUGUGCUGUUAUCAAUGUCCUCGCCUUGGUUGCUAAUAACACUCCCGGGGCGUACUCGAUGGGAAUGAACCUCCAGAUGAUUGGCGGGAUAUUUGGAAAGGUUCACCGACCGGUCUGGACGACUCUCGCUACGGUUAUCUAUGCUGCAUGUGCGAUGGGAGGCCGGGACCAGCUGUACGAGGUGUUCAAGUCUUUCCUGCCUCUGAUUGGAUACUGGGUCAUGAUGUUCGUUGUGAUUGUCUUCGAGGAACACAUGAUUUUCCGUCGAAAUAGAGGCUAUGACUGGUCUCAGUGGAACUGUCGCGAUAAAUUGCCGUUGGGGAUUGCAGCAGGAGUUGCUUUCCUUAUCGGUUGGGCUGGUGCAAUUGUCGGCAUGUCUCAGGCGUAUUAUAUCGGCCCCAUCGCGCAGAUGGCUGGCGGAGCUGAUCUGGGUCUCUGGUUGGGUGCGGGCUUCACUAUGCUGUUUUUCCCACCGUUGCGGGCUUUCGAGCUCAAAUUGAUUGGUCGCUAG